Mangifera indica (mango) is the source of this 1464-nucleotide messenger RNA. RefSeq names its product putative per-hexamer repeat protein 5. Lineage: Eukaryota; Viridiplantae; Streptophyta; Magnoliopsida; Sapindales; Anacardiaceae. The transcript is spliced from 2 exons. The record is from RefSeq and is a predicted model, not a curated record. The coding region runs from base 1 to 1464 and encodes 487 amino acids.
AUGGCUCCACCGCAAAAAUUUGCCUCCACAUGUUUAUUUUUCUUACUAUGCUUAAGCUUCAGUUUUGCUCACAGACUUCUCUUGAAUGGUAAACUGAAAGUUGAUAGUGUUGUUGUCAUCAAUAGCGAGAAAGAAAAGUUGGAUAACGACAAGGCCGUCGGAGUUGGGUACGGAGCUGGAACUGGGUCCGGUUCUGGUGGUACUGGAUUUGGUUCAGGAACCGCCACCGGUACAGGUAUGGGUUUUGGAAGUAGGACUGGUUUCGGUACUGCAACAGGGUUCGGAUCAGGAACUGGCACUGGUAGUGGAAAUGGUUGGGGAAGUGGCAUUGGGAUGGGUACAGAUACUGGUUGGGUGAGUGGAAAUGGAGUCGGCGCAGGCUUUCGCGCACGCGCCGGUUAUGGUACUGUUACAGGGUUCGGAACAAAUUUUGGGUUAGGGACUGGUACUGGGACUUUAACUGGUUGGGCAAGUGGAGCUGGAGCCGGUGCAGGUUUCCGAGCAUAUGCCAGUUAUAGUACUGGUACUGGUAUUAGUACUGACUGCCCACGUCAAAAUAAUUGUACCCCUAACCAAGCCCCUUGCUCUCGGGGCUCCCGUUGCAUUCCUUGCCAAAUUGAGCGAGUUGAGGACUCAGCAGUCCAACCAGGUGGUGAGUCCAAGCCUCCUUACUCGAACCAUGCGAAGAAGCCAGCUUCGCCAAAAAUGGCUCCACCGCAACAAUUUGCCUCCACGUUUUCAUUCUUCUUACUAUGCUUAAGCUUCAGUUUCGCUCAUAGACUUCUCUUGAAUGAUAAACUGAAAGUUGAUAGCGUUGGUGUCGUAAUCGAGAAGGCGGUUGGAGUUGGGUACGGAUCUGGAACUGGGUUCGGUUCUGGUGCUGCGGGAUUUGGUUCAGGAAUGGGCACUGGUACAGGUACAGGUACGGGUUUUGGUACUGGGACUGGUAUUGGUACCGGUACAGGUUUCGGAUCAGGGACUGGUACUGGUACUUUCACUGGGUUUGGCAGUGGCACAGGUACUGGUUAUGCUACUGGUACUGGUUGGGGAAGUGGAACGGGAAUGGGCACAGGCACGGGUUUUGGUACUGGGACUGGUGUUGGUACAGGAACAGGUUUCGGAUCUGGGACUGGUGUUGGUACCGGAACAGGUUUCGGAUCAGGGACUGGUAUUGGUACUUUCACUGGGUUCGGAAGUGGCACAGGUACUGGUUAUGCUACUGGUACUGGUUGGGGAAGUGGAACGGGAACUGGCACAGGUACCGGUUAUGGUACUGGUACAGGGUAUGCAAGUGGUAGUGGUGCAGGUGCUGGUGCCGGUAUUAAGACUGGCUGCCCACGUCAAAAUAAAACUGUAUCCCAGGCCAAACCCCCUGCUCUCAUGGCUCCCAUUGCAUUCCUUUCCAAAUUGAGCGAGUGGAUGAGUCAGCAGCCCAACCAGCCGGUGAGCCCAAUCGGUAGAUGA